AUUAAAUGAAACUGAAAGUUUGUCAGAGUGACAGCAGAGCUGCACUCGAGACAAAACUCUGCAUUUCUGUCUAAAAAAAAUUAAACAGAGUUCAUCAGGAUAUUCUCAAAAACUGCUCAAAUACUGGGUGUAGACAUGUCUGCUGCCAGCAACCUGAGAUCUGAAGAUCAAUAUCUCUGCUCCAUCUGUUUGCAUGUGCUCACUGAUCCAGUCUCCACACCAUGUGGACACAACUACUGUAAAAACUGCAUCAAUCAACACUGGAAUAUUAAUGUCUCUUGCCAGUGUCCCAUGUGUAAUGAAGUUUUCUACACAAGACCUCAGUUGAAGAUCAACACUUUCAUCUCUGAGAUGGUUGCUCAGUUCAGACAGGAAGCUCAACAGAAAGCCAGCAGCAGCAGCUCAGAGCAACAACUUGCCAAACCAGGAGAAGUUUCCUGUGAUGUCUGCACUGGAACCAAACUGAAGGCCCUGAAGUCCUGCCUGGUAUGUUUGGUCUCCUACUGUGAGACUCACCUGGAGCCUCAUCUGACAGUGUCAGUCCUGAAAAGACAUCAGCUGAUGGACCCUGUGGAGAACCUGGAAGACAGGAUGUGUACGAAGCACGAUAAACCUCUGGAGCUGUUCUGUAAGACCGACCAGACAUGUGUCUGCAUGCUCUGCUCUGUUUUAGACCACAGGACACAUGAUGUUGUUCCUCUGAAAGAAGAAUAUGAAGGAAAGAAGGCAGAGCUGGAGAAGACAGAGGCUGAAAUUCAGCAGAUGAUCCAGAAGAGACGACUGAAGAUUGAGAAGAUCAAACACUCAGUCAAGAUCAGUAAAGAUGAUGCAGACAGAGAGAAAGCAGAAGGUGUUCAGGUCUUCACUGCUCUGAAGGAGUCUGUUGACAGAGGCCUGAACCAGCUCAUAAAGGAGAUGGAAGAGAAACAGAAAACCACAGAGAAACAGGCUGAAGACUUGAUCACAGAGCUGGAACAGGAAAUCUCUGAGCUGAUGAAGAGAAGCACUGAGGUGGAGCAGCUCUCACUCUCUGAAGACCACCUCCACCUCCUCCAAAACUUCCCAUCCCUGAAAGCUGCUCCACCCACCAAGGACUGGACAGAGGUCAGAGUCCAUCCACCAUCAUAUGAGGGGACUGUGGUGAGAGCUGUGGCUCAGCUGGAGGAGACGCUCAGUAAAGAGAUGAAGAAGCUGUUUGAGGCUGAGCUGAAGAGGGUCCAGCAGUAUGCAGUGGAUGUGACUCUGGAUCCUGAUACAGCAAAUCCUGAACUCAUCCUGUCUGAUGAUGAGAAACAAGUGAAACAUGGUGAUGUGAAGAAGAAUCUCCCAGACAACCUAGAGAGAUUUUCUACUUGUGUUUGUGUCUUAGGAAAGCAGAGUUUCUCUUCAGGCAGAUUUUACUUUGAGGUUCAGGUUAAAGGAAAGACUAAAUGGACUUCAGGAGUGGCCAGAGAGUCGAUCAACAGGAAGGGAAACAUCAACCUGAGCCCUCAGAAUGGUUACUGGACAAUAUGUUUGGAAAAUGGAAAUGAGUACGAAGCUCUCGCCGUCCCUCCAGUCCGUCUCUUUCUGAAGUCUGGCCUUGAGAAGGUGGGGGUGUUUGUGGAUUAUGAGGAGGGUCUGGUCUCCUUUUAUGACGUAGAUACUGCAGCUCUCAUCUACUCCUUUACUGGCUGCUCCUUCACUGAGAAACUCUACCCAGUCUUCAGUCCUUGUCUCAAUGAUGGUGGUAAAAACUCUGCUCCUCUGAUCAUCUGUCCUGUCAAUCAAACUGUCUGAUCUUUUUAUGAUGAAGGAUUGUCAACAAUGAGUAAACUCAAUAAUCUUUACAUAGCAUAAAUAUACAGUACCACUCACAUGUUUGGACACACCUUCUCAUUCCAUUGUUUUUCUUUAUUUUCUCUUGUCUUUCUGUUUUCUACAUUGUAGAUUAAUAUUGAAGAUAUCAAAACUAUGAAGGAAUAUAUGCAUAUACAUAUGAAAUUAUGUCGUAAACAAAAAAGUGUUAAAACAACUAGAAUAUGUUUUAUAUUUUAGAUUCUUCAAAGUAGCCACUUUUAGCUUUGAUGACAGCUUCGCACACUUCUAGUUUUCUCUCUGUCAGCUUCAUGAGGUAGUCAUCUGAAAUGGUUUUCCAACAGUGUUGCUGGAUGUUUUGCCUUCACUCUGUGGUCCAACUCUACCCAAACCAUCUCAGUUGGGUUUAGAUCAGGUGAUUAUGGAGGCCAGGUCAUCUGACACUCCAUCACUCUCAGGUAGUCCUUACGAAGCCUCCAGAUGGCAUGUCGCUGCAGAAUACUGUGGUAGCCAUGAUGGCUGAAUGUGUUAUUUUGUAUAAAUCACCAACAGUGUCAUCAGCAAAGCAGCCCAACGCCAUCACACCUCCUCCUCCAUGCUUCAUGGUGGGAACCACACAUGAAGAAACUCUGUCAUAAAAGUCAUGGUGUCAUAAGGCUUCAUAGUUCGAACAGAAACAGAGACAGUAUGAGUCACUGGUAUAAAGGGUUGUAAUAAAGGGAAAAUAUAUGUGGCACCUGUCUUUUACACUAAGCAACGUAGUGAUAGUUGAUUUUUUUUUUAAGUUUAUAGAUUACUGGGCUGGUGAUGCAGUUGUACUGAUACAGAGUUAUUUUAUUUUGGUUUUAAGAUCUUUCUGAGCUAGUGUGUGAGUUACUUUGCUGUGGGUAUAAUUCUAUUGAUCUCUAUAGAUGUUAACAAGGACGAUGUCUUUUCUACUUUUUAUUGCAGUAACAGACACAUUUUGAUAACAUGCAGAAGCUGUGUCACUGAACCAUUUUACAGCUGAACUGGGUCAGUAUCAGUAAACAACCAUGUGUCUGUAAUGUAGAUGACAGAGAUAAAGGUUUACUCAAAUGAAAUGAGCAUAAAGACUGUUUCCUCUCAAACCUUUAAAUACGCUGUAUGAAUUUACGUGUUGAUAAACUUAAAAAAAGAGAAGUGUC
Molecule: messenger RNA, 2963 nt
Organism: Lates calcarifer (barramundi perch)
Lineage: Eukaryota; Metazoa; Chordata; Actinopteri; Centropomidae
Product: zinc finger protein RFP-like
Exons: 2
Coding region: 136-1779 (547 amino acids)
Molecular function (GO): protein binding; zinc ion binding
Source: RefSeq, a predicted model, not a curated record